AACACGAACGAUUUAGCAAACUUCGCUUUUUUGUUUUUGCUGAGAGAACCUCGGCAUACGUCAUAUUUACGCGACUGUUUUUGUUCGGCGCUUCCUGUGAAUUUGUGAAACCACUUUCAUCAUGGUUGUGUUUCCAUCUUCGCUAACGGAGGAAGAAGAGGCUUUGCAAAAGAAGUAUGCCAAGCUCAAGAAAAAGAAAAAGGCACUACUUGCUCUUAAGAAGCAGAAUACAACCAACCAGACAAACCCGAGUGGAUUAAAACGGACACUGUCGGACCAGCCUGUUGUUGACACGGCAACAGCAACUGAGCAAGCCAAGAUGUUGAUCAAGUCAGGGGCGAUCAGCGCCAUCAAGUCGGAGAACAAGAACUCGGGUUUUAAACGCUCUCGUAUGCUGGAAAUUAAACUCAAGGACCCUGAAAAGGGCCCGGUUCCAGCUUUCUUACCUUUCCAAAGGAGCGUUUCUACAGAUGAAGAGCAACCUGAGUCUGGAAGGAGGUCGCACAGGAAGUCUCUGUAUGAGAGCUUCGUCAGUUCAAGUGACAGAUAUCGCGAUGAAGAGGAUGGGGGAGGAAUGUCCUCCAGCCGAGAGAUGGACAGAGACAGAGACCGGGACCGAGACAGAGAUCGAGAGAGGGACCGGGACCGUGAUAGGGAGCGUGACCGAGAGCGAGAACGGGACCGUGAGCGUGACCGUGAGCGAGAUAGAGACCGCGAACGGGACAGAGAGCGUGACAGGGAUCGAGAGCGUGACAGGGUGAGGGAGCGGGAUAGAGAAAAGGACAGGGAGAGAGACCGGAGCAGAGACCGGAGCAGUGAGAUGGAUCGUGACCGUGAGGCGGACAAAGAGCGUGAUGGAACAUUCAGACGGUCGGAUUCAUAUCCCGAGCGCAGAGUGAGAAAAGGGAAUACGGUGUAUGUUUAUGGCUCGGGGCUCUCCGAGGACAACAUGCGCUCAGCUUUCUCUCAACACGGCAACAUCAUCGACCUCUCCAUGGACAACCCACGCAAUUGUGCAUUCAUUACAUUUGAGAAGAUGGAGUCUGCAGACCAGGCAGUAGCUGAGAUGAAUGGGAGCACAGUAGGAGACGUUCAUAUCAAAGUCAGCAUUGCCAGGAAGCAACCCAUGUUGGACGCCGCCACUGGCAAGUCUGUGUGGGCUUCUCUGGCCGUGCACAACAGCACCAAAGGCUCUUACAGGGACAAGAGGAAUCAGGUCGUGUACAGCGAAGAUUUCCUGGAAUGAAACCAAGUGGCUAUUAUUAUUCAUUCGGUUUCUGUCUUUUGCCUUUAAUCCUUUUUCUCAUCACGACCUGUCGGCCAUCAAUGGGUGACAAAAUCUCUUGUUUGUUUGUUUGUCAAAAAUGAUAACAUUCAUAAA
Hippocampus comes (tiger tail seahorse) is the source of this 1381-nucleotide messenger RNA. It is a transcript of the gene nelfe, whose product is annotated as negative elongation factor complex member E. The transcript has 11 exons. Bases 122 to 1246 code for a protein of 374 amino acids. The record is from RefSeq and is a predicted model, not a curated record. Gene Ontology annotation, biological process: negative regulation of transcription elongation by RNA polymerase II. Gene Ontology annotation, cellular component: NELF complex. Gene Ontology annotation, molecular function: RNA binding. Lineage: Eukaryota; Metazoa; Chordata; Actinopteri; Syngnathiformes; Syngnathidae.